Molecule: messenger RNA, 1063 nt
Organism: Homalodisca vitripennis (glassy-winged sharpshooter)
Lineage: Eukaryota; Metazoa; Arthropoda; Insecta; Hemiptera; Cicadellidae
Product: (3R)-3-hydroxyacyl-CoA dehydrogenase-like
Exons: 7
Coding region: 99-938 (279 amino acids)
Source: RefSeq, a predicted model, not a curated record
GAAUUUGAGAUAGUACAAGAUGAUAUAAGCCCUUAGAGCUGUUUACAAUCAUUGGCUUAUCAAAAACUUGAACAGAAAGUACCAGACAGCUCAGUGACAUGGCAACGUUUACCUCAAGUGAUAUUGCUUUCGUGACAGGGGCCGGGAGCGGUAUAGGACGUGCCACUUGUCAGCUGUUGGCCAAGGAAGGAGCUACAGUCGUGGCGGCGGAUAUCAACAAGAAAGGUGCAGAUGAAACUGUCCUUGGCCUUGCAGGUAAAAACCACAUGAGCAUCCGGCUGGACGUGACCAAGAAGGACGAUGUGGCCAAGGCAAUCUCUGAAGUGAUCGCCAAGUACUCUUCACCGCCCAACAUAGCCGUUAACUGUGCUGGGCUGAUAUUGUGCGAGCCUCUGUUGGACCUCACCGAAGAAACUUACAACAAACUGUCUGACGUCAACGUCAAGGGAACCUUCUGGGUGACCCAAGCAGUGAUCAGGGAAUUGGUGGCCGCACAGAAGAAGGGAGCUAUCGUUAAUAUCGCCAGCAUCGCCAAGUCCGGGUACGCCUUGACAACUCUCUAUGGGGCCAACAAAGCAGCGGUGGAGACUUUCAGCCUUGCUGCCGGGGAGGGAAUUCGGCCCAAAGUAAGCUUAAAAAGAAGACAGUUGCAAGAUGAGUGUGAAGCUGAGGAAGAUUUUGAAACCCAGCCUACUCACCUGGGCACUACUAACCAGUUACAAGGGAUCCGGGUUAACACAAUCUCGCCAGGCUUCACUGACACACCGAUGAUGGUUCCUUUUCCGGAAGAAUUCAAAAAGAUAUAUAUCAAUGAUAAUCCUUUGAAACGGCCCGCCAAGCCAGAAGAAAUUGCCGAGACGAUCUGUUUUCUAGUGAGUGAGAAAAGCGCCUAUGUAAACGCAACCUCUAUGUUUGUCCAUGGAGGAUGUAUUUGCUAGAGAAGAGCAUAUCUUGGUUUUCCAGGGUUUUAUACUAAACGACCGCACAUACAUAUCUGACUGGCACCACUAAUAUAAUUUCUGUGUAAAUAUAAUGAAAUAAUAUUAAUAAAUAAAAAAAGUAU